Moneuplotes crassus is the source of this 738-nucleotide messenger RNA. The record is from the annotation of a GenBank genome assembly. Lineage: Eukaryota; Ciliophora; Spirotrichea; Euplotida; Euplotidae.
AGCCAAAAAAUGGAAUAUGCCCAACUAAGACCACGCUUUGCUCUGGAUCUAACCCAGCUAGAGAGCCUAAAAGAAGCCACUCAAGGUAAGAGGUUCUACAACCACAGACAGGUUCUGGUGUACCUCCUUAGGUAUAUGUAUACUCAUGCAGAGGCCAUGAAAGGAUAUGAAGAAGUUAUCUACAAAGAGUCUGACCAAAUGUUCAGCUUAAAGUAUGUAAAAUCAGGAGGAAAUGACAAGACUGCUAUCCAUGUCAGAGGACUGAGUAUUCUUAACCACCUUGUACUGACAGUGAAGAGUAGGGGCAACUCUUAUGAAAUACCUCUGAAUCUUGAUAAGACUAUCACUAUUGGCAGGAGCUCUUAUACUGUCAAUAAUGAGAUUGAUAAGACCUUUACAGCCCUUUUUACAGACUUUGAUAAGAUGAAUGUGAUGCUUAAGAAUCGUUGUUUGGAUAAGUUGAUCAGAAGAACAAAAGUUGAGCGUAUUUUUGACAUGAGAAAAGAACUGCUUGUUGAAAUAUUCAAGUAUUUAGACUUUGAUUCACUCAAAGUGAUACUAAAUUCAUGCUCAUUCUUUCGUGAGGAGUUCUGGGAUAAGAAUGAAUGGUUCUGGUUCAAUCUUUAUUGUAUUUCCUUCGGAAAGCCACCAUUUAAAUCCUCUAUCUGGAACUGGGCCCAAAUUUACAGAAACAGCAUCACAACUAGGCUAGUACUUGAUCCUUUCAACUAAACAGAA